UAUUUGUGUAGCUUUUGAGGAUGCUACCGGCGUUGGCCGUGUUUGGCGUCGUCGUCCUCGGUGUCAUCUACCAGCAGUACUGCCUUCCAAAGGGCAAAGUCGCGCCACCACGUGUCUACUGCGCGCCGGACGACGCGACUGCGCGUCCUGGCCACGGCCCCAUCUACCGCACCGGGUCGUUCCCGAGACCAGCGUACGGGACGCCGCUCGAGGCACUCGCAGCGUCCGUACGUCGGUACCCCACGAAUCCUUUUCUCGGUCGCCGGAGUCCCAACGCCUCGUACGUCUGGGCGACGUACGAGCAGGUCUACGCGCGCAUCGGCGACCUCGCGUCCGGCCUGCUGCAGGGCCAGCUCCUCGACGCCUCGGGCAUCGCCUGCAUCUACAUGAAGAACCGGCCCGAGUGGGUCCUUGCGCAGUACGCGAUCAGCUACUGCGGCGGCACUGUCUCGUGCCUCUACGACUCGCUUGGCGCGACGUCGACGGCGUUCAUUCUGCAGCAGACGGCUGCGUCGGUAGUCUUUUGCACGACGGCCGAGCUCCCGCGGCUGGCGACGACUCUGACGCUCCGCCACAUUGUGCUUUGCGACGUGGCCGUGGCGCCAGCAACAGAGAUUCCCGGAUGCAGGCUCUGGACGCUCGAAGAGAUCGAAGCGCUGGGCCGCCCGCACCCGAUGGCGCCGACGCCUCGCGCCGCCGACGACGUCUGCUUCCUCAUGUACACGAGCGGCACGACGGGCGACCCAAAAGGUAUCGGCUCAAGCAGGGUCGGCUAG
This is a messenger RNA of Saprolegnia diclina VS20, 776 nucleotides long. RefSeq lists its product as hypothetical. Gene Ontology annotation, cellular component: membrane; endoplasmic reticulum. Lineage: Eukaryota; Oomycota; Saprolegniomycetes; Saprolegniales; Saprolegniaceae. The record is from RefSeq and is a predicted model, not a curated record. Bases 21 to 776 code for a protein of 251 amino acids. The transcript has 3 exons. Gene Ontology annotation, molecular function: long-chain fatty acid-CoA ligase activity.